Molecule: messenger RNA, 1438 nt
Organism: Dermatophagoides farinae (American house dust mite)
Lineage: Eukaryota; Metazoa; Arthropoda; Arachnida; Sarcoptiformes; Pyroglyphidae
Gene: Ets65A
Product: DNA-binding protein D-ETS-3
Biological process (GO): cell differentiation; regulation of transcription by RNA polymerase II
Cellular component (GO): nucleus
Molecular function (GO): DNA-binding transcription factor activity, RNA polymerase II-specific; sequence-specific DNA binding
Source: RefSeq, a predicted model, not a curated record
UGUGAUUUUUUCUCUUUUUUUUUGAUGAAUACAUUGGAUAAAACAACGCCUAUAACGACGACGACGACGACUACGACGACUUUUAAAGUCUGGAGUGAUUCUUAUCAUCAACAAAAUAACCAUCAUCUUUCAUUACUUGAUCAUCAUCAUCAUUAUAACAAUAAUCAGCCAUCAUUUUCAUCAACAUUUCCAACCACGAUUCCAGCUACAAUAACAACGUUAAAAACGGCGAUCACAACACCAUCAGAAUCGCCAUCAUCAACACCAACAUCACCAUCGCCAUCAUUAUCAUCAUCAUUGCCAAACAUGUUGUUUACAGAAUCUAGCUAUAAAUCAUCAUGGAAUUCGCCAACAACACCAUCAUCACCGGCUCAAAAUUAUCAUCCGAAUUCAAUCACUGGUAUAACAAGUAAAGCAGCAGCAGCGGCCGCUGCUGCUGCCGCUGCCGUAUCAUUGGAUCAAACAACAAAUCAUUCACAUCUAAAUGUUCGUAAUACGAUUCAAGAUCCAUAUCAAAUGUUUGGACCAACAAGCUCUCGGCUAGCAAGUUCGGGUUCAGGACAGAUACAAUUGUGGCAAUUUUUGCUCGAACUUUUAUCCGAUUCAGGCAAUUCAAAUUGUAUCACUUGGGAAGGUACUAAUGGUGAAUUUAAACUUACCGAUCCAGAUGAAGUUGCACGACGUUGGGGCGAAAGAAAAAGCAAACCAAACAUGAAUUAUGAUAAAUUGAGUCGUGCAUUACGUUAUUAUUAUGAUAAGAAUAUUAUGACUAAAGUACAUGGAAAACGAUACGCAUACAAGUUUGAUUUUCAGGGUCUUGCUCAAGCUACACAGCCUAGUCCAACUGAUACAUCAAUGUAUAAAGGUGCCUAUCAAUCGGCCGAUCUAUUUACAACAAUGCAUCAUGCAUCCGGUUAUCAUAGUGGUCAUCAUCAUCAUCAUCAUAAUCAUCAUCAUGGUACAACAACAAAAGCACAUUUAAAUUUUGCUGCUAUGCAUGCUGCUGCUGCUGCCAGUGCAUCACCAAUAUCACCAACAUCAUCUGGUACAAUAUUUCCAUCACCAACAUCAUAUUGGUCAAGUAGUGCAAAUGCAGCAGCAGCUAAUCUUUAUUCAAAUAUAGCAGCAGCAUCAAAUCAUGCUGUUGCUGCAUCAGCAGCUGCAAUUAGCCAUCAUCAUCAUCAUCAUGCAUCUAAUCAUCAUAAUCAUCAUAAUCAUCAUCAUCAUCAUCCAACAAUGACAUCACAUAUUGGAUCAUAUUCACAUUAUGCUUGAAAAAAAAAAAUUUAAAAAACCGUUGAUGUAAAUAUACAUAAUGUAUACGAAUUUUGAAAAAAAAAUUUGCAAUUUUCUGAUCUUAUCGAUGUGGAUCUUUAUGAUUUUUAUUGAUUGAUUGAUUGAUUGACAUACAGAAAAAAAACAAAACAAAACAAAACAA